This is a messenger RNA of Helobdella robusta, 1883 nucleotides long. RefSeq lists its product as hypothetical. The coding region runs from base 668 to 1615 and encodes 315 amino acids. The record is from RefSeq and is a predicted model, not a curated record. Lineage: Eukaryota; Metazoa; Annelida; Clitellata; Rhynchobdellida; Glossiphoniidae. The transcript has 6 exons.
AUGUAUUUAAAGUUAAUCACAUGUACAUUAUACGGAGUCCUCACAUUUCAUAUAGUCCUAUUGAAAGAUAUGGAAGACAAAAUUUAUUUGACUAGCAAGCAGAAUCUUACAUUUCUUGGUAGUUCAAUAAAUGAAACUUUGAACUCUGAAUUUGACGCAGUUUACUAUUUGAAAAAAAUGAAGUUUUUUGACAACUAUUCCUCAAGACAGAUAAAUUUUCUGGAGAAUUCAAAUAAACGUCAUACGAAUCGGAGUAUUUGGAAAAGAGAUGUAAUCACGGACCCAAGUGCAAUAAAAUCCGAUGAUGAUUUGAAAAAUCUCUCACCGGAUCUCAUCCAAACUAAAUUUCCUAUCUACAAGUCGGAGUUUCUGCAACUGAGCAGUUACCAUUACAGUUCGAAUUCAGGGUACUUAGAAAUGUGCGAUAAGGGAAAGCAAAAAAGUGAAGAAAGAGAAUUGUCGAAUAAAAAAUCGACCAAUCUAGCAGACAAACGAAAUUGCUCCCUUCUUUGCGGCCACAGCGUGACACCCCUAAGUAUUGACCUCGCCUGCAGGGCUCUAGGCUUUGAAAAAGGUUUCAAGGUCACUGUACUGGAUGGAUUCAGCGGUUACAAGAAGCGACGAAACGAUAGAAUCAUACAGUGUGAUAGAUCCCACAUGAAGUUUGAUGACUGUUAUGACGUCAUGCCAUCAUCCUUACUCUGUCGUGGCUCAGCGUUCAAGCCAUUUUACAUCAGAUGCCAGAACUCGCAACCCGAUGCCCUACACUGGUCGAGGCAGACCGUCGAUGGAGUCCACAGAAUCGCUUAUUACAGGUUGGAACGAGCACGCAGCGUUUUUAUACUGCCAGCAGAGGAAACGCUAUUUGGGCUCGUACACUGUGACUGAUUCCAAAAGUGGAAAUUGUCGCAAGUUUGAUUGUUUGAGGAGGGAUAAGACAUUGGAUUCAUGCAAAUCCAAAAUUAUCCCCAGCAGCAACCAAACAAUUGCCAUCUGGUGCUACUUCAGCUACAAACACGAGUUCGCCGACAUGGUGAAGACGAUUAAAAUCACCCAAGUAAAUAACGGAACAAUCAACUUGACUUUGGUAGUAGGGAGGAUUAAAAAGUUUAAACUGCAAAGACUGAAGAAUUUGAACUUUGACUGUGAAGAACUCUCAAUUGUUGGCGAUCCACAGGCUUCUAAAUUUAAUUUACUUGAUAGUAUCUUUUUAGGAGUUUACUACGUACCUAGUAACUCGAAAGAUGUUUCUAUUAGGUACGUCAAUUCCUGUUACAACAACAGGGACUUUUCUAUUAUAGGAUUCACUUAUUGGAAAAGCGAACCGCAAGAUUUCAAAUUUGCCCGCAUCCAGACGAAGGACUAUGCAACGAUUGGCAUCUCCUUAGGCUCAACCCUACUCUUUCUGUUUCUAUCCAUGAUUGGAAUAUUUCGAAGAAUAUUUUCGAAGAGGAGAGAAAAAAUAUCCACAGCAGAGACCUCUGCUCCAUUUUCGUCCAACGCGUCGGCUCCUAUUGGAAGUUUAGAAUUAAGUGCAGAUUCAAAGUCAUUUUUUACCAUUAACAUCACUGAAGAUGAGGACUUAUGGGAUCUUCAUUUGGAAAUGAAUUUCUGAUAGUACAUCAACUGAUUUGAAAUUUUUUUUGAAGAAAAUGCUUAUUGCUAACUGCCUCUUUUAUAUUGUAUUUUAAUCUCAAUGAUAUUUCAGAUGUUAUUAACGGCUCAUAUAAUUGUUUGACAUAAAAUCAAUAAGUGAAUAUUUACCUUUUAAGUUAUUUUUGAAAGAUAAAAUUAACGUUUUUUCAGCUUUUUUUCUCUUUAUCUUUCAAUAGUAGUAAACUUUGUACAAUUUUUACUGAGAAAUAGUAGUUUCUUAAAACUCA